Messenger RNA from Loa loa (African eye worm), 1110 nucleotides. RefSeq lists its product as hypothetical. Lineage: Eukaryota; Metazoa; Nematoda; Chromadorea; Rhabditida; Onchocercidae. The record is from RefSeq and is a predicted model, not a curated record. The coding region runs from base 1 to 1110 and encodes 369 amino acids. The transcript is spliced from 2 exons.
AUGGCAAAGCCAAAUGAUAAUAUCAUUAAUUCAACAAAUUUUCAUGGUGGUAUUAUUGCUUCAGCAUUAGCUGAUUUACAAAAAUAUGACAAUGUUUCAUCAUCCGGUAAAAUCGGAACAAAUUCAAUUUCACAAUUUAGAACAAAUCCAAUUCCAGAAUUUACAACACCUCAGCUUACAUCCGUUGACAAUUCUCCUCUGUCAACUUAUCAUGGUAUUAUAGGUACCGCUUUACGAAAUGAAAUUUCAACCACUGCAAAUGGUUAUAUUCCAUCACAAUAUGAACAACAAACAUUUACUACAACCAUUGAUACUUCCAUUAAUUUACCAUUGGAAAAAUUAUUAUCAAAAGAAUCGAUUUCAUUAAAUGAUCAAAAAUCAAUAACAUAUUCAUUUGAUCAUACAUUAAGUACUAAUGAUUCCAUUUUGCAAUCACCACGAUAUACCGGACGACAUAAGGGAAAUGAAAAAGGAAUGAUUAAUAAAUGGUUACAAGAAAUAGCUGAAUCAAAAUCAUCUAAUUUAAAUAAUAGAAAAGAAAUUGCUAAUGUAUUAAUUAGCCCACGUACUGGAAUAUUAGGAUUACUUCUAAAGAAGAAAAAAAAAUCCCGCAAUUUACAAACUUCUCAAUCAGUUAACAGUCUUUCAUCUAAUUCGGAUUAUACAUUAAGCGAUACAAAUUCAAUUAUGAAAGAAUCAUGGAUAACAAGGAGAAAUCGAUUAUUAUCAAAUUCAAAAACUCACGAACAAAAUUACAAUAAGCAAUUAGCAUUGGAUGAUUUUGAUAAUACAAUUAUUGAUCAAACUUCACAACAAUCCAAACAAAAUAUAUUUGCUGAAAAGGAUAAAUCAAGAGAAGAUCAAAGAAUAGAUUAUACGAAAUGGUCAAUUCAAUAUAGUACAUCAAAAGAAUCAAAAAGUUCCACCACUACAUCUAUUGGAUUAUUAGUGGAUGAAGAUGAAUACAAUAAAAAUAUAUCAUCUAAGAUUUUGCUACAUGCAAUGAAACAUGAAUGGUCAAAUGUGGAGCAAAUUUUAAAUGAUGAAGAAAAUCUUGAUCUUACAAUUACAGAUCCAGUAAGUUUAAUCAAAUUAAUUUUGUCAAAUUAA